UACAAUUUUAGGUUGUCAAGGCACUGAAUUUUGAGCAUUGUUUACAUUUUUAUUCUUCGAUUAUUUUCCUCACAAAAAGUCUGAUUGCUGAAUCUAUUUUAUAGUUGUUAGGAUAUGGGUCUGAAGAAGGUAUGUAGGUGGUCAAUUUGAUUGUUACCGGUGGUUUAACUGUAUUUAAUACUGUAUUGUUUCAUGUAGCUCAACUCCGAGUACAAUACACGCUACAAGACAUUUGCAGUUCACAGACCUGUUACCACCAAAGCAAAGAUUUUAAGUCAUCCUACAGACAGUGCACCAGAGGCUAUGGAAAGUAGCAGGAGGGCUGGUCUUCUUUCCAAUCAGUUUACGAACGUGAGCGAACCUGCUCUUCAGCGGAAACGUAUCGUACCGUACAAAAAUAAUCACAAUAUUUUAUCAACAAGUACUGUGAAGGAAUUGAACGAUAGAGAUUGGCUUGAAGCUGUUGGAAAUGGAGGAGAUGAAGAAAUAUCUACUGGUAGUGUUAAAAGAAAGGUGAGGAUCCUGUUUAUUUUGUUAAGUCUGUUAGUAAAUUGCUUAGUAAUUAAUCUUUCUUUUGUAAUUUAUUGCUUUGUCUUUUAUAGGAUACAAAGAAGACGGAAGACACUGAAUAUAACUCCUGUUUUGCAAAACUAAAGGUUGAAGAAGACAGUCCAAUAAUUCUUGCUAGUAAAGCAAAGAUGAAGCGGAAAACACAAGAUCAAAAAAGGCAGACCAAAAGAUCUGCUGCACCGCAGAGACCUCAUAUGGGUACAGAAUAAUACAUAAUUCAUUCACGAUCAUGACACUCGUGUACUUUAAAUGAACCAUCUGCUCAUAAAAUAUUUUCAUUACAAAAAGUAUAGCAGAUGAAACUGGAUGUAAACAGUAAAAAUGUUUUCAUUUUCUUAAUGUAGCCUAUAUAAUUUAUAUUGCAUUUCAACACUGUUCAAAUAGCUUUUGAAAGCUGAUAUCUGAGACCAACAAAAAAUUUCAUGGUAGUUAUUGAUUCGUUUUUUUAGAAAAGUCUCCAGAAAGGUUGCCUCCUGCGGGUAUACCGACCUACGUAGCAGAUCCAGAAGACAAAAGACUCCUGCGUCCAUCGGACGACUUACUUUACCCAGUAACUUCUCAAGAAGAAAACAGGUACUGUUCAAUAUACCAGGUAACUAGGGUUGAUGCGAUUCAACUACCUGAAAAAUACAAGCAAAACUUCGACGUUUCGAGCGAAGGCCCUGCAAGAUGGGCUUCAGCCUUUAUGAUGGUUAAACACAAACAGGACUAACUAGAAACUCUUUUUAGGAAUUCCCACACAGAAUAUUCUGAACGAUAUAAAAGUUCCGUUUCAGCGAAGAAGGGGGAGAAGCCUCUUCCAACCAGCGACAUUGAUAUGGCUACGUAUAAGAAAGUAUGGACCGAUAUAUUUUUUGUUAUGUUUCAUUUUUAAUUUGUGCAUGAUUAUUGAUUAUUUGAUUAUUGGUUUUGAUGCAUAUACUAACUAAGAGCAACGACUUUUUCUCUCUAUCUUAAAGGUACUCCUUCAGAGAAACGACGCAUACGGUCUCUCAACGAGGCCCAGUACAUCACCUGCCAAGCAACAGUCUUCGCCAAGAAAUACAACUCCAAUGGCAAAACAUAGACGACCACAAAGAGCUCGAAGACACAGUUUAGAUUCCAAACACUCUGGUUCAUAUAUUUCUGAAAGACGAGAGAAAGGAUUAGCGAAGACGUACAUCUUAUCAAAAAGUAAACACAAAGAGGAGAAACUGAUGCCUAAAACAAGAGAAGCUACCAGGAUAUCACCACAAAGAAGCUUAGAUGAAGAAAGUAUGUCUUCCAUACGCUCGGCCAACUAUUUAGAAGCCACAAGAAAGUUGAAGAAAGGAGGUGAGAAAAAAACUGGUGAAAAUAAACACCACGAAAGCAAACACAAGGAUUUUUAUGCCGAGUCAGUUUCGUCUCGUAAUUCCCAACGUAUUAACAACGAAACCAAACACAACAAGGAGAAACUUAUCCCUGCUGUUACGUCUGUUACUCGGCCAAAGAGCGCGACUACUGAGCGUUAUUUAGAAAAGGAAAGUGUCUCUUCUAUUCAUUCAGCAAGAAGCUUUGAAAACAAAACAAGAAAAAGAAGCGAGAAAUUAACCGAAAAGCGUUCACGAAGUAUCAAGAAUGACAAAAGUAGUAAAGAAGUAUGGAAAGACAAAACGGAGGAAACAAGAGGACCGAGAAGGAUAAGUCGUGACACUGAGAGAUCCAAUGCGGAUAUUCGUGAACGAGGAAGGUCUCCUACCCCAGAAAUGCGUACCGCUGGUCAGUCACGAAGACAUCAUUUAGAUAUCACUACGGGCUCACAUAAUCCACUCGCAACAGGCCCCGAUCCUCGUAAAAUCUUAGGUAGUAUGGAGUAUGAAAGAGUUGCUUAUGAUCCGAGCAGGUAUAGUGAUGUAGGGGAAUCACUGACUUCUUCACGUUCUUUUGCAACGUGGAGUGAUCGUGGCUCGUAGCAUUUUAUAGUACAAACUAAGUACAUGAGCUAUAUAAGCCCGAAUGGGUAACUAGAAUGCUAUUCCGCUGAUAUAGAAGAUAAAUCUUUUUGUGUUUAAGUGUUUUAUAGAGACGUUUCAAAACCAAUAAUAUUGUAGAAAGUAACAUAUAUUAAUGUGUGGGUUGACGUAAGGGUCGACGCCCUUUUGUAUUCUGAAAAACAAUGUUAUCUGUUUUGUAGAAGACAAAUAAUUUAGAAUGAUUGUUCUGUCGUUAUUGCAAUUAUCAUGAUAAAUACAUUUAGUCGUAUACUCACUCUUUUGGGCUUCUAAUUACGAACAGUAACAAUGCUAAUUAUGUUUACAUUUGUAGAAUAAAAGUGAAAUUAAUGAAAUAUUAUGUAGGUGAUAACAAUUAUAUUAUAAAAGGGAAUAGCUCGGAAUUUCGCGUUGGAUCAGAAAGGAGAUUCACCGCGUUUUUGCGAUUACAAUUAGAGCAUCAUGUUUGAUGACAUAGCUACUGAUUAGUGAAAUCUUUAUGAAUUAUUAUUAAAUUAAGUUUUGCAUUAGGCGAUAUCUUCCUUGUCGGUCUCGUUUUCCUUAUUGUGCAUGAAAUCGAUCACGUUAUUAAUAAUGAAUAAAAAAAAUACAUAGACGAUAGGGAAAAAUAUUAAAUGC
Molecule: messenger RNA, 3161 nt
Organism: Paramuricea clavata
Lineage: Eukaryota; Metazoa; Cnidaria; Anthozoa; Malacalcyonacea; Plexauridae
Source: the annotation of a GenBank genome assembly